Messenger RNA from Ostertagia ostertagi, 417 nucleotides. NCBI's taxonomy places the organism in Eukaryota, Metazoa, Nematoda, Chromadorea, Rhabditida, Trichostrongylidae. The record is from the annotation of a GenBank genome assembly.
AUGCGCCGCCGAGCCUUAACCGUUGUUGGAGCUAUCGGCUACCAUUUUUCAUUGAGGCCACGCACCGGAACGGAUUACACACCUCCCGUAUUACCACCACUUGGACUGUAUCGAUCCGAAAAUGAGCUGAUACUUCGACGAGUUCUGGGAGACCGAGAGGAUAUUUUACCGAGUUUACGUGAUUUUCUCCGCGAAUACAAUUUUGGCAGGGGUCCUAUCAAUCCGCGUCCAGAUCUGAGGUUUACUUCGGCGUUCAGGAGGUAUCUGUGUAUGGUUGCAGCCAGAGAAGGAUUCAAUAAUGAGGAUUUUGAAGACUAUGUACCGGAUCCAGUACCUCCACCAGAAGCAGCAAAUGGUGGACAAGUGAACGCAAAUGACAGCAGCGCUGAAGAGGCCGAUCCUCCUGCUCCAUCCUAA